UCGGCCUGUUUCGGCAGUGGCCGGACAUUUUCGCCUCUUUGUUUUACUGAUAGUGGAUUUAACUCGGAUUCAACCCAAUAUCCAGCGGACCGCUCUGGCCAUAAACAGCUGAAGUGGAGCACAGGAUGCAGAGUUAACACCACCCUGUGUCUCGCAGAAGAAGCCCGGCUGCCAGACCCUCAGCAGUAGACACAUGGCGGCAAUAGGGAACCCCGAGAUGUUAACCAGGAAGAUCAAACUGUGGGACAUCAAUGCCCACAUCACCUGUCGUCUGUGUGAUGGGUACCUGAUCGACGCAACCACGGUCACUGAGUGCUUACACACCUUCUGCAGGAGCUGUUUGGUGAAGUACCUAGAAGAGAACAACACUUGUCCCACAUGUCGGAUUGUCAUUCACCAGAGCCAUCCACUGCAGUACAUCGGCCAUGACCGAACAAUGCAAGAUAUUGUCUAUAAGUUGGUGCCAGGACUGCAAGAAGCGGAGAUGAAGAAACAGAGAGAAUUUUAUCAGAAGUUAGGCAUGGAAGUGCCUGGAGACAUCAAAGGAGAACUGUGCAACCUGAAAACCCACCUGGACUCCCAGCGCAAUGGUGACCUGAAAUCAGAGGAGACAGCCAAUAAGGAAGCAGGAGAGGAGAAAGCAGAAGAGGACAAUGACUACCAUCGCAGUGAUGAGCAGGUGAGUAUAUGUCUGGAGUGUAACAGCAGUAAGCUCAGAGGACUCAAGCGGAAGUGGAUUCGUUGUUCGGCUCAGGCGACCGUUCUCCAUCUCAAGAAGUUCAUCGCAAAGAAGCUCAACUUAACAUCCUUCAAUGAGCUGGACAUCUUAUGCAAUGAAGAAAUCUUGGGCAAGGAUCAUACUUUGAAAUUUGUUGUGGUAACAAGAUGGAGAUUUAAGAAAUCCCCCCUCCUCCUUCAUUACAGACCCAAAAUGGAUCUGCUGUAGUUGGACAAAAACGCUUGGUUGUUUUGGCCCAGUGGCUGAGGACUGUGCUACGUGCUAUAUAUGCAGAGACCAUCAACGCCCACACCAAACAAACGCCCGUCAACACAGACACACGAGCCAGCAAACAACAAAACCAGCACAGCCACUGCGACACUGGCGACUUACGGGAACAACCGCUUUUCUCUGUCUUGUUUGUCCGCUAUAUGUCCUAUAUAUGUGAAAAAUUGAGAGAAAGCAUAUAUUUAUACUUUUGUAUAGAUGAGAGAAGUGGAACCAAGACCCUAUUGGUGCGCUGUUUACACUAUUAAAACAAAACAAAAAAGACACAAAAAAAAAAAGGUCAUAAGAAAAGGUUUAACAUUUUUUCUACCAUUGGACUUUGUUCCCACCUCAAUUAUGGGCAAAAAGAUGGUGCUCGGUGUCUGCCGUCCUCCUUGGAAGUGUCAACUUUUACACUGCUAACCAGAAGAGAGGAGGCGUUUCGAACUGACCGCUCUCUCUCAGGUCUUACCCAACACUUCUCGGGAGCGCAGAGCCUUUCUAUACUUAUAUAAAGCAGUUUAUAUGAGUGUGUUAUCUCAGAGCGGAUUCUUUCUCUACUUUCCGGCGCCGCUACGAGUGGAAUUGUGAAUAAGCAAAUUUAUGUGUAGUAUUUAUGUUCUAUUUACCAAUAUUGUAUAUAAAAGUUGUUGAUGGAGAGAAGGGAUGAAAGAUGUAUUGAAAGUAUGCGUGAAAGACUAAAGGCAAGAAAAAUAAGAGACUGGUUUUCCAAAAGUGCUGUAUUUUGGCCUGCGUUUAUGUGGCUACAUGGAAACGACGUAAAUGAUCAGCGAAAUUCAAGCCAGAUUCCGAAUUGGGUGAAUCUCGCAAAAUAUUCCCACCCCAAAAUGAAAUGGGAAAAAGAAAAUGAAGCUUGGUUUUGGGACCAUUAAGAUUUUGGUUUUGUAUUUUGACUUUAUUUUCAUGACAAUUAUGCAAAUUACAGUUAAAAAAAACUGCAGUUUUAAUCAUUAUUUACAGCACAUCUGAACGUCAGUAAAAUGUAAAUAAUAUGUCACUUUUAUUUGUAUUACGGUAUUACAGUAAUGCGUAGUUUUAGAGAUUGUGUAAUUGUUAUGAAAAAAAAUUGACGAUGCAAAACAUUUUAAUGGUCAUAAAAACUCUAUUUUCUUUAAUAAUUUCCUAAAUUAAUUCCAAUGAUAAUUAUAAAGAUUAUUUAACAAGAGCUAUAUAUUUAGUUUUUUUUUCCCCCCACUUAUUUUUUCAUUUGAUUUUGAGGUAAAAUAUGACCCAAGCAAUUCGACCAGUUUCAAUGGAUUCCCCAUCAGUACAUCUCUUUUCAGUGGUGCAAAAAGCUUAUAUUUAAGACGUUUAAGUGUCUAAUUUAAUGCAGCAGUGAAUAAAAGAGAUUUCUGGAUGGGAAUGGUGUUUUUAAUCAUUUGAUCCUCCCAAAUGCUAAUUUCCAGCUUUAGGAUCUUAAAUAACUUAAAUUCAAAAAUAGCCAACCUGCCCCUCAUAUAGUACAUGCAUCUCCUGAUAAAACCCCUCAGUGUCAACGUCAUAUAUGCAAUGCAUCACCUUUUGAUUGAGACUAAAAAGAUGAAAUCCUCUCCAAUCCUCCGAAGUACGAAUGUAACCCACAAGUUACCGUCCAUAUGUAUUGUACAACUGUUUGUUUUAUUGCUGUUUUAGUGCCAAAGGCUUCAUAUACCCUCCUGACUUCACUCUUUUCUGGAUGGCAAGCUGUACAAAUGGCAGAAUACGAACAGCGUUUGAAUUGAACCGAUUUAAUACAAAUGGCAAAUUGAAAUCAGAGUUUGAGCGAUAUUUAUGAUUUGUCCGUUAGUGUAAAUUGUUUAAAUCGAUCGUUUUAUUUUUGUUUGGCAAGCCCUUAACGAAUUGUGGACCAUGUUGGUCGACAAAGUGCAUCUAGUUGAUCAAACAUUAAAGGGCUCUUAUCAGAUUUCUAACAUAAAUGUAUAUUGAGAGUAAAUUGACUUUUUUUAUAUCCAAACAUUUACUUAAAAAUCUGUGCGUCAUCUACAGCGGUCAACUUUUACACGGGUAAAUGCCAAACCAGCUUGACCAAAUCUUUCUGCAUCUCAUCAUCAAAUAAUUCCACAAAUACUAAUAUUUUAUACAUUUAAUACUGAAGUCUUCAUUGAAACAGUGGUUCAUCUGCCCGUGAGUCUUUUUUCAUAAUGUGAAUUAUCUCAGUAUGCAUAUUGUCUUCAGCUUCACUUUUGUUUUUUUAAAGCUACAUAUUGUUUUACUUUUAUCCAUCACCAAUAUGCUCUUAUAAAGAGUAUUCUGUCAUGAUGAUUUAAAUAUUGCAUUCUUGUGUAUGUAUCAGCCAUUUGACGCAAACAUUUGAAUGGCUAGUGUUCCAAACACACACUGCUGGUUUAUUCCUCACAGACUGGUGAAAAAGCAACAAAUGCAUAAUUUUACUGGUUUUUUUUUUUUUUUUGCUCAUUUUCUUCCAGCAUUGGGUGCGCAUGUCUAAAGCUGGGAGGGUUUUUCUUUGGGGUAAUUGCCAUGGUGAAGGCUGGUGUUCACUGGUGAUUCUCCCUUUUGAGCCAAUAAAUGGUGCUAAUGUUUUGUACCUUUUAAAAAUAAAACCGAACUGAACAUGGUGCAGAACCGGGGGCGAGUCUUAAAAUACCUGUACUUUUCUUUUGUUUUUUGACAUGUUGGUGCUUUCGGGUCUUGUGAAACAAGUUUUUACAGCCUGUUUUUGAGGGAAGUUGUUCAUGAAAUUUUAUUUACUGCUGUCAGAGGAAAUCAGUCUCAAAUAGCAAACUAACACCAUCUUUUGUUUCAAAGAACACUGGCUUUUAGAGUAAAGUCCUGUUGUACAUCACUUCUACAGCUUCGCUCGAUCAUCCCAUGAUCAUCCCAUAGCAGCUUGAUCUGGCACUGGUCUGUAUUGUUGCUUCAUGUUUUGACACAAGCGAUAAAGGCAACUUGGAAGACAGGGUUUUUUCACUCUAGUAUUGUUUAAAUCACUCUCCCAGGGCUUCAUUGUGCAUGAGAGAGGUGUGUUAGCUCUUGAGGUAGAAUCGCUAUACUCCGCAGUAUUGGGAUAGGUCGAUGCGCUGGCCAUGUUAUCAGGUUUGCAUUGAGACAUCAGCGCUACUUCACUUGACAGGCUGGCUGUAAGAAGCUUAGAGACCUGCUUUACUGUGUUAGAAGCUGUGGAUUGUGUCCAGACUGAAGUUGCCAAGACUGGAGGCCGGUCUUCUUAUCAUUUCCGUUUGCUGGCUUUUUUGGCAUGUGACAAUGGUGCUCCGUGAACUGAACUACAAAUCUGGAGAUGUGGAAAUGAUGUUAGAGGAUGAUCCUUGGGUGAAUCUCAGGAUAUUAUCUGUAACAUAGGAUUUUGUCAUAUAUUUCACCCCAAAAUGCAAAAAAAAAGGAAAAAUAAGAAACAAGAAAUUAUAUUUUGCUAUUGUAUAUGAUCUUUUUUAAUGACUGUAAAGCAUGUUUUUCUCCUGUUGUCAUUACCGUAAUGUAAACAUUUCUCUCUCAUUACAGUAAUGUGAAAAAAUUAAGUCAAUCUGACAUUUUUCUUUUAAAUGAGCUUUUUUUUUUUAUCAGGCUCCUACGUUUAGGUUCAGUAAUUUCACAUUAAUGACAAUGACAAAGGUUAUUAUUCAAUUAUUGAAAUGCCUUAUUU
Molecule: messenger RNA, 4625 nt
Organism: Pimephales promelas (fathead minnow)
Lineage: Eukaryota; Metazoa; Chordata; Actinopteri; Cypriniformes; Leuciscidae
Gene: pcgf3
Product: polycomb group ring finger 3
Source: RefSeq, a predicted model, not a curated record